This is a messenger RNA of Pyricularia oryzae 70-15, 6960 nucleotides long. RefSeq names its product mycocerosic acid synthase. The transcript is spliced from 10 exons. Gene Ontology annotation, biological process: fatty acid biosynthetic process; secondary metabolite biosynthetic process. Gene Ontology annotation, molecular function: 3-oxoacyl-[acyl-carrier-protein] synthase activity; oxidoreductase activity; phosphopantetheine binding. NCBI's taxonomy places the organism in Eukaryota, Fungi, Ascomycota, Sordariomycetes, Magnaporthales, Pyriculariaceae. The record is from RefSeq and is a predicted model, not a curated record. The coding region runs from base 1 to 6960 and encodes 2319 amino acids.
AUGAAGGCCAACAUCCAGGCCUUUGACGCACCCUUUUUCGCAAUGACACCAGCAGAGGCCGCCUCGCUAGAUCCACAGCAGCGUAUGCUCCUCGAGUGUGUGUACACCGCGAUGGAGAAUGCCGGCUACACAAUGGCCGACAUGCACAGCGCCCCGUUUGGCGUAUACGUCGGAAAUUUCAUGUUAGACUUCCGUAAUCUUGUUAUCAAGGACGUAGAUGUUCCCAUGACUUAUACAGCGACAGGAUCGGUUGCCAGUACAUUGGCGGGAAGGAUUUCUUGGUUUUACGGACUGAGGGGACCAGCGGUCAGUGUGGACACUGCCUGCUCCAGUAGUAUGGUGGCACUCCACCAAGCUGUUGUCGGGUUAAAGCAAAGGGACUGCUCUAUUGCUAUCGUAUGCGGCACAAAUGUUAUUCUGACCCCAGAAAUGGGCCUGGAGAUGAACGGAUUGGGAGUUCUCGAUCCAGCUGGUGCUUCAAGGAGCUUUGACAAGUCAGGAAACGGCUAUGGGCGAGGAGAGGGUAUUUCGGUCGUGGUUUUGAAGAGGCUGUCAGACGCGAUUGCCGAUGGAGACACAAUCAGGGCCGUCAUCCGAAAUACCGGCUGCAAUCACGACGGACACUCACCCGGGUUGACCACGCCGGCAAAAGAAGCCCAGGUAGAGCUGAUGCAGCUUACUUAUGCGCGCGCCAAGCUCGAUCCAGCAGAAACUCGCUUUUUCGAGGCUCACGGCACUGGUACAAAUGUUGGAGAUCCGAUUGAAGCUUCUGCAAUUGCAGAAAUAUUUGCAAAGACGAGAACCCCCGAGGAGCCGCUGUAUGUUGGUGCGCUGAAGAGCAACAUUGGACAUACCGAAGGCAACUCGGGCAUCGCGAGCUUUAUCAAAGGUGUUUUGUGUUUAGAAAGCGGGAUAAUUCCUGCCAAUGCCUGGUUUCGUGAGAAGAACCCGCGGAUUAAAGAAGAGUGGAAUUUACACUUCCCAACCAAGUCCGUACCUUGGCCCAAAACACCGAGCGGUGUGCGACGAGUUUCGAUCAACUCUUUCGGUAUAUCCGGCACCAACGCACACGUUAUCAUGGAUGACGCCUUGUCAUAUUUGCGCGCCAACAGCAUCGAUGCACUUCAUCACACCGUCGAGAUCCCGCGGCUUUCGCCACGAGCUCCCCUGCCACAACCUGUGAUCAACGGCACUGGCUUCCCGCCACAACUCUUUGUCCUGUCAAGCCAGGACCAGGACGGUAUCGCGAGGCUGUGCAGGGCCUACAGGGAAUACCUGCCCACCAUGACCGAGCCGCUGUACAACCUCAGCUACACACUUGCAGAAAAACGCUCCAGACUCGACUGGCGGGCGUUUGUGGUGGCCAGCUCGUCGGCCGAGCUUGAGGCGGCGCUAAAACAGGAGCUGCUCGCCACUCGAACUGCGAGCGAACCUGGGCUGGGCCUGGUGUUUACUGGCCAGGGCGCGCAGUGGCCGAGAAUGGGUGCCGGCCUGGCGAGGUUUGACGUCUAUCGGGAAAGUUUGGAGGCAGCCAAUGCAUACCUCAAAACUAUUGGGUGCGAGUGGUCUGUCGUUGAUGAACUCUCCAAGUCCGCCGGGGACUCCAAUAUCAACAAGGCGGAGUUCUCUCAGACUCUCUGCACGGUUUUGCAGGUGGCCCUUGUUGACCUUUUCAAUGAAUGGGGUCUGCAGUUCCGUGCCGUUGUGGGCCACUCCUCGGGCGAGACCGCCGCUGCCUAUGCGGCCGGUGCGAUUUCGAAAGAAUCCGCUUGGCGUAUUGCUUUCUGGCGUGGAAAACUGUCGGCAAAACUGUCCGACGCUCUCGAGCAGCCAAAGGGCACGAUGGCCGCCGUGGGCCUGACGGUGGAUAAGGCCAAAGAGUAUAUUGACAAGGUUUACGAAUCUGGCUUCCAAGGGGUCGAGAAGCUUGCCGUUGGCUGCAUGAACAGUCCAAAUAGCCAAACGAUCAGUGGCGACGUGGCCCAGGUCGAGGCCCUCGUCGAGCUGCUUAACAGCGAGGGCGUCUUUGCGAGGAAGCUCAAAGUCGAGAUGGCGUAUCAUUCACACCUCAUGAACCCCAUUGCAGAGGAGUAUGCUCAAAGCAUGGGCGAGAUUGAGCCUCCUGGCUCCGCAAGCAAGCAAGGGUCGCCCGUGGAAUUCUUUUCGUCCGCGUACGGCUGCCAUGUAGAGCACGAAAAGCUGAGACAGGCGGCAUAUUGGACCACGAACCUGACGUCUGCGGUCCGCUUCAACGAGUCAGUGGCUGCCAUGCUGGAAGCAAAGAUGGAUGAAGAAAGCCUUUGCGACUUGGUCACGGACCUCUUGGAAAUCGGCCCGCACGCAGCCCUGCAAGGCCUGCUCCGCAACAUCAACGACGCCACGCGACCGAACACGGGGGUCAAAUACCACCACGCACUGAAGCGCGGCGAGGACGACGUGGUCGCCAUCUUGUCUGCUGCAGGCUCCCUCUUUGCGCGCGGACUGGAGCUGUCUCUGAGCAAGGCCAACCACGUCGAAAACGCCACCCCUCGUUUGAUGGUCGACCUGCCCAGGUAUCGGUUCCAGCACAACAAGGAAUACUGGUACGAAUGUCGGCUGAGUCGCAACUUUCGUUUCCGGCAUUUCUCGCGGCAUGAGCUCUUUGGAAAGCCGGUCAACGACUGGAAUGGCAAGCACGACGCCAUCUGGCACAACUGGAUCAGGUUGAGUGAAAAUCCAUGGGCUGAGCAUCAUACCAUCAACGGGAGCGUGCUGUAUCCCGCCGCUGGCAUGCUGGUCAUGGCCAUCGAGGGAUGUAAGCAACUUGCCCAGCUGGAUAACCCAGAGCGCAAGUUGAUUAGUGGCUUCAGGUUCCGCGAAGUUUCGUUCCAUUCGGCACUAAAGGUCCCGGUCGGGGCAAUGGGCGUCGAGUCUCACCUUUAUCUGAGACCCGCCAAGCAGGCAGCACUCGAGUCCAAACCCUCGGCCUGGCGCGAGUUCCAGGUCUGCACGGCGCAGGACGACGACUCGUUCAGGGAGCACUGCUGCGGCCAGGUCUUGAUCGAGUACCAAGAGGCGUCGUCUGCUGUCGACGACGGCCGGGAGAAGCAGGCCUUUAAGGAGCACUGUCGAGUCCGCAUUAGAGACGCAAAGGCAAGAUGUAAGACGCGGGGCACCUCGAAGGACUUUUACGACGCAUGGGGGGCCGUGGGGCUGACGUUCGGCCCAACAUUCCAAACCGUGUCCGAGUUCCAGGUCGACCACGCCGCCGGUGUUGCGCUUGCACAAAUCAAACCCACCACUCCACUGCUCAGGUCGCUAAUGCCGCACAAUUACCUACAGCCGCACCUGAUCCACCCUACCACCCUGGACGGUGCGAUCCAGGCGUGUCUGGUGCCCCUGGUGUCCAACCCCGCCAGGAAACAGCAAAGCCCCAUCGUCGUAUCCUUUAUGGAUGAGCUGUGGCACCUCCUGUCCUGCACAGCAGUCGAUCCCACUUCCGCCGAGCCCAUAAUCAAACUCUCGGGGUGCAUCGUCACCGAGGUUAAUGGCAACGAAGAGGCCGCGCCUACGCAGGACCCUAAGCACAAGGCUUGGAACAUCGACUACCGGCCCGAUCCGAGCUUCCUCAGCCCCGAAGCUGCACAGGAGGCGUUUGCGGGCGGCGAUGGCUUCCUAGAGUACGUUGAUGCCCUAGCCCACAAGAACGGCUCUCUCAAAGUCCUUGAUGUUUGUGAAGGCUCUUGUUCUUCAGCGAACUCGAGAAACGUGCUGGCUCGGCUGCAAGGGCGGCAUCUUCAAUACGACGUCACCGUGAGCGACGAUUCGCUUCUGGGGGAGCUUCAGGCUAGUGGUCUUUCCGAGUACGAGGGCGUCAGUUUCAAGGUUUUCGACGUCAAGGCGGAUCCAUCCUCGCAGGGCUUCGAGGCCGCGUCGUACCAUCUGCUGCUUGCGCCGAUCAAAUCGGUCCCCGACAUUGACGAGAUGGACCGUGUCGUCGGUCGAUUCCUGUCUCUGCUGCAACCGGAUGGCAAGAUCAUUUUUACAGGGGUGCACGGUGCAGCCGCCGCCGCCGAGACCUGGGGCACCUGCUUGACUCGCAACGGGUUCAAGAGCGUGGACGCAGUGCUCGGUGGCGCCGAGGGUCGUGUCGUGAUAGCCAGCGCGCCUCGGCAGGAGAGCGAGAAAAGGGCCCUGGGCAGCUGCUACGUUGUCGGAGAUCUGACCUCUGAUCUACAGCGCACCGUGGCGGAGAAAGUAGCCGCCUCGCUCCUGGAAAGUAGUGGCCUUGCCGCCAAGACCGCCACGGUCUCGGAAUACAGGCAGCUUACGGCUGCGAUUGGCCAAGGGGAGGUUGCCAAGAGCUCCUGCAUUGUGCUCUCGGAGCUUGAGAACCCACUCCUGGCCACUGCCGAUGCGGACAGCCUCGCCGCCGUAAAGACCAUGGUCACCGGCAAGCAGCUUCUUUGGGUCUGCAAGGACGACUCCCCCGACACUGCCAUGGUCACGGGGUUUGCGGCAGCCAUGCGCCUGGAGCAGCCUAGCCUGACCUUUGUUACGCUCGCUUUCGGGUCUCUGGAAAGCCCAGCCGCGGUGGCCGACAAAAUUUUGUCUGUCAAGGCACGCAUCACUUCGGACAAGGAGGCAGCCCACGAAACAACAUACAAGGUUGUUAAUGGCGUGCUUGCAGUGCCACGCCUCACGGAAGCUACGGCCGUGACCAGGCAUAUCCUUCAAGCCCCUUGCACAGCUACAGUCCCCACGCGGUUCACGACUACGGCAAAGCCGCUUCGUUUGCAGAUUAAACAGAUUGGCCUGCUGUCCUCGCUGCACUUUACCCAUGACGCCAUUCACUCCAGCCCGCUUGGCGACUUUGAGGUUGAGUUCAAGACGAUGGCGACGGCAAUCAACUUCAAAGAUCUGGCGGUGAUGCUGGGCAAGAUCCAGUCGACGCCGUUUGGCCUGGAGGCCGCGGGCGUGGUGACGCGCGUCGGUGCCGGCGUGACCCGCUUCAGGCCCGGCGACCACGUCUUUGGCUUCACCUUCAACGGCGCAUUCUCCACGUACGCCCGCGGCGCCGAGGGCACGCUGGCCCCCGUGCCCGAGGGCAUGUCGUUUGCCGAGUGCAGCACCAUCCCCAUCGUGUACACGACGGCCUACGCGUGCCUGUACGACGUUGGCGAUCUCGAGAAGCGCCUGCGUCGUGGCCAGAAGCCGCCCACUGUUCUCAUCCACGCCGCGGCCGGUGGUGUGGGACAGGCGGCCAUCCAGCUUGCUCAGCGCGCCGGCCUGGAGAUCUUUGCCACCGUCGGCAGUGUCGAAAAGCGCGACUUUUUGCACGGCACCUACGGCAUCGCGCACGACCACAUCUUUUCCUCGCGCGACCUGACCUUCAAGGACGGCGUCCGGCGCAUGAUGGCCGACCGCGGAGUCGACAUGGUCAUCAACAGCUUGGCGGGAGACGCCCUGCGCGCCACCUGGGAGCUGGUUGCGCCGUUUGGCGCCUUUGCCGAGAUUGGCCUGUCCGACAUUGAGUCCCGCUCGCGCAUCAGCAUGGGCACCUUGGCCAGGGGCGUGCGCCUCGAGGCCCUCGAGCUCAACUACAUGCGCAAGACGGACCCCGGCCGCCUGGACGACCUGUUCUCCCGCGCCAUGGAGAGCGUCCUGGGCGAGAAGCUGCCGCGCGCCACGCCCAUCACCAGGUUCCCCAUGUCCAGGAUCCAGGACGCCAUGCGCUUCAUGCAGAGCGGCAAGCACAUUGGCAAGAUCACGAUCGAGGCCGUGGACGGGGAUGUGGUCGACGUCGCCGACGCGGGGCUCUCCGAGACCAGCUUUGACGAGAACGCCACCUACGUGGUGUCGGGCGGCUUUGGCGGGCUGGGGAUCGAAAUCAUCCGCUGGAUGGUGGCUCGCGGCGCUAGGAACCUCGUUGUGCUCUCCAGGAGGGGCGCCGCUGACGACGCUGCCAAGGCUCUGGUGGACGAGGUGCAAGCUGCCGGGGCCAAGAUCAUCACCCCUUGCUGCGACAUAACCAACCUGCAAAGCCUGCAACAAGUACUCGGCAAGGCUCUGGAGGGGUUGCCGGCGGUCAAGGGCUGCAUCCAGGCCUCUACGGUUCUCAGGGACAACGUCUUCACGUCCAUGACCCCCGAGGAAUGGCAUGGUGCCCUCGGCGUCAAGGCCACGGGCAGCCAGAACCUCUGGACGGCCCUGACGGCCGACUCGUACAGGCUCGACUUUUUCACCAUGCUCUCCUCGCUCACCGGAAUCACCGGCAACGUUGGACAGUCAAACUACUCUGCAGGCAACGCUUGGCAAGACGCUUUUGCACGCCAGCUGUCCUCGGAGGGCCACAAUGCGGUCUCUCUAAACGUCCCCGUGAUGAGCGACGCGGGAAUGGUGGCCGUGCGCCCUGCGCUCAGAGAAUACCUGCUGUCCACCGGCUGGUCAUACAUGUCCACCGCGGAGCUGAUCAGGCUCCUGGACUACCACUGCCGCCCCGUUGAGUCGCGCACCGCCAGGGAAUCCCAGGUUGUCCCCAUGCUCUGGCUGCCCAAGUACUCGGCCGACGAGGGGGCAGAGCAGCCCGGCUGGCAGCACGAGCCCAUGUUCAACCACUUGGACUUGCAGGACGGGUAUUCCAAGGCCUCGGCCCUCGGCAAGCAGGAUCGUGGCAGGCGCACGACUGCCGACCUGAUCGCGGCUGCGGACACGGUGGAGGAUGCCGAGAAGAUCGUCCUCGAUGCGCUUUUGGAGCAGCUGUCCAAUAUUCUUCAGCGUGAGGUGACAGAUCUCGACCCGGCGAGGCCAAUGUCGGUCUUUGGAGUCGACAGUCUGGUGGCUGUCGAGUUGCGGGUGUGGAUCAACAAGCAGGUUGGUGCUGACGUUAGUGUGUUUGAUAUGACGAGCGGCCAGCGGAUCAGUCAGCUGGCGGCCAAGGCAGCAGCUACUUCGAAAUUUUUGACCUUCAAGGUAGAGUAG